CGGGCUGGGCGUCGCGUCGCGUCGCCUCUGUGGCUCCGGCUCGCUCCGCUUUGAUUCGAAGCGAACUGCUCCCCUUUGUAGACAGGCUGGACACCCCCAGGCAGGGGGCGCUAGGCUGCGCUGGGGAGGCCACGGCUGCCUUUUCACGGCGCUUUGGAAACGCGCCCGGCCCGGCCCGGCUCGGCCCGGCCCGCGCCGAAACGCCGCCUGGCACACGCUCCCGGGAAAGGGGGGUGGGGAUUGGCCGGGGGGUUGUUGCUGUUCCUCGGCUCUGCCUGUGGCUGUGGCGGGUGCGGCUGCCUCCCCCCCAACCUCGCCCUGCAGAGGGGCUGGGGGGCGCUGCCGCUGCCCCCCACCCCAGGCUUGAAGCGGUUUCCCUCAUACGCGGGCUUUACGGGUUGGUGCAAAGGCUCUCAGCAUCCCCGCCACACACAUUGCUCCGGCACCCCUGCCCCCGGGAAGGUUGGGAAACUAGCCGAAGCAAACUCAAACAUUUUGGGCUUGUUUUCUCCCUCUGUCGCCAGCCCCGGGAGGCCUGUGCCAGGGCCAUCUUUGGUAGGAAAAUGGUGUGGGGCCGGGUGUGGAUGAGCUCGGACUGUUCUCCGUGGAGUAUUAAGUCAAUCCCAAGUGUUUUGUGAGCAGUUAGCACAGGAGUUGGUAGAAAAAUGUUGAGGGGGAAAUGGUUGAAUGGCACAAAACAAACCGACAAAAAAACCCCCAACCCUCCAACCUUUUAUGCCUAUUCCAUGUUGUUCGGGAGAUCAAGUUCAAGUUGGCGUCAGAUAUAUUUGUGCAUGUGUCUCAUUUACUUCAGUCACUUACGUGCUUUUGAAAAAUCCCACCUUCAAGUGUUUAAGUGCUGAUUGGAGGUUCCAGAAAUUGACUGUCUACAGGAAAUCAUGAGGUCACAGUACGUCACAGUGCCUAUAGUAACUAUCCUGCUGUUCUUAUUAUGGAUUCCACCAUCAAUGGGCUGCAAUAAGGCUCUCUGUGCUAGUGAUGUCAGUAAAUGUCUGAUACAGGAGCUAUGUCAAUGCCGACCUGGCGAAGGAAACUGUUCCUGUUGCAAAGAGUGCAUGCUUUGUCUAGGCACACUUUGGGAUGAGUGCUGUGAUUGUGUUGGUAUGUGCAAUCCUCGCAACUACAGUGACACGCCUCCAACUUCCAAGAGCACUGUAGAGGAGCUGCAUGAACCAAUCCCUUCCCUCUUCCGGGCACUCACAGAAGGGGAUACUCAGCUGAACUGGAAUAUUGUUUCCUUCCCAGUUGCAGAAGAAUUGUCGCAUCAUGAGAAUCUAGUUUCAUUUUUAGAAACAGUUAACCAGCCGCAGCACCAGAACAUCUCUGUUCCAAGCAACACUGUCCACACACCAUACUCCAGCGACAAAGAAAACAUGUGCACUGUGGUCUAUUUUGAUGACUGCAUGUCAAUACAUCAGUGCAAGAUCUCUUGUGAGUCCAUGGGAGCAUCAAAAUACAGGUGGUUUCACAAUGCCUGCUGUGAGUGUAUUGGGCCAGAAUGUAUCGACUAUGGCAGUAAAACUGUAAAAUGUAUGAACUGCAUGUUUUGAAGCAGAGAAGCUAUAUAAUAGUAAUGUGGAGGCCAAAGCAACGUCUCUUAAUUAAAAAGGUGGGGAUUGGAAGUAUUGCAUUAUGGGAUAUGUUCUGGGAGCAACUAAACAUGAAUGAUUUGAGAAAAGAUGUAUAAAAUUCAAAGCUGUAAUUUUUUUUUUAAUCCUGUAAACAAUGCUAAUUGGCAAAUGUUUCAACUGUUAUGUUUAUUUUUUCCUUAUUCUUAGUCGAGUAGCAUAGCCAUCCUCAUGCUUCCUAUCCGGAUUGUUUUGCUUUGAUCUGAAUAUAUUGCCUAUACUCAUUUUCAGAAUGUAAUGUCGUAUUUAGCAAUUCAGAAUAGUGAAGCCUCAACAAGAUUCCCAUUAUUUAGAAGUUCCACAAGUGCUCAAAUAGAUAAUGCUCUUGUUUUAUACCUCUCCAGUAUAGAGGCAUAAGAUUCCAGUGGUUUAUGGUCUUACACCAGUGGCCCAGACUCCUAUUGUGAAAAGGAUGUCCUCAAAAAUAAGAAAACAAUUUUUUUUUUCAACUUCAAAACAGGCGCUGUAAUAGAUAAAAAUCCCAGCUUCUUAGCAGGCCGCACUACCCACUACAAUACCAUGAGUGUGACAUCAUUCCUCCAGCUGUUAUAUGCCUCCAUUCCUAUAGGCAAGGUAUUGCAUUUCAUAAAGAAAUUUUGUUCCCGUCAGUGCACUCUUCUUAUAAACUAAAAUAAAGCUGGUAAGUUUAGUCAUGUCCACAUGCUAUCGCACUCUUUGUGGGUUGUCUUAUCCCUGGAAACUCAGUGCGGUGCUGCAAAUUUGCAAGGUGGUUGUUAUGAACAGACAAAAUAGCUUGGGAAUUAAACUGAGUGUCCUAGUAAGCUCAGCAAGGUUAUUUGUUGAGUAGCUGGCAGAUGUCACAUUACCACACUUGGUACUGCUCUGUGGAACACUUAUUCUAACUUUGGAUUUGCUUUGAGGUUGGUUUUGAUUCAGAUUUAUGAUAUAAAAGUGCUUAAUGGGGAAGUAAUUAUCCUCUGAAUCAAAUGAGCAUUCUCGGAAUAUGGAACACUUUGUCCAUUUUGCUGUGUUUUAACAUAAGGAGUAGUAGGCAAUUGCAAAUUAUAAGGUAAUUACUGUGGUACCAUUAGGAUUUUCCUGUGACGAUGGCAUAGAAACCACAAGAAUAAAGUCUGAGUACAAUUGUGAUCUCGCCAGAAACUCAUGAGAGUGUUUAUAACAAUAACUUUUUUUAAGUUUACUACUUUUUUUAUAUAGAUGGAUUUGACUAUUCCUGUUUCUCCCUCUCGCCUCCAGCUCUCUAGGUCACACUGACUCCUACCAAUGUGUUCCUCAACACCGAGAUCAGUUUUUUCAACUCUCAUUUUAUUUGAAAAAUUGACUUGGGAAUUUUUAGUUAUCCUGAUACAUACAACUCUUCAAAUAAGAAAAAUCUAAACAUGGCUGCUGUUGUGCAGGACUUAAUUUUUUAAACUCUUUUCCAGAUAUUACUUGAAAGCUGGAGGUUUGCUUAAACUUUUAAACUGGUGGUAAACAAAGCUUCUUCCUAUUUAAAGUUGGAUUUAUGGGAGAAAGUUUUGAAUUCAUGGUUUCUGGACGAAGGGCAAAGAUAAGCCAAAACUGAAGGAAAUGUUAUUUCUUCUUCUUUUUAUGGUUUGUUCCUUGCAUCUUUUCCAUUUUUUUGUGCAGAUAAAUUCUUCAUGAAUUUUUUAUAGUGAAGGGGGAGAGAGGAUAUGCUUACGUUGUGAGUAUCUGUAUCUUGUGUUCUUGAGGAUUAUACAUUAUUUCUGAUCAAGAUUUAAUAAAACUUUUUUCAAGUGUCCCUGCAAAUCAGUGGCACACUGAAGGCUUUGAGUUAUCAUAUACUGGAUUAUUUGAAAUGUAAAAUAUUAUGGUUUUAGAAUCUUAAAACGAAUCAAGGUUGAUUAUCUAUUUGGGACAUUGUUGCGUGGAUUUAUGACAUCACCCGUCUUUACUUUAUGAUUUUACUUCAAGAUCAAGUAGGAGGGAUAGAGAGGUUGUGUGUGGAGGGAGACAGAACCUCUGUUUUAAAGAGUUAAAUGGCCAUAAAAAUCAUGGAAAAUCACAAAAGGUAAAUUGUUUGUGUAGUACCUUGAAAAGUUUUUGCUUGUAAGGACAGUCCACUUUAAAUUAGGUUUGCUCUAUUUUUGUAAUGUAUGAUGCUCUCCAGAGAGUCUGUGCUGUAAACUCAGUGCAUAUGCAAAUGAUCUGUGGCAACAUCAGAUGUAUUUUCUUAUCUUUCAUUUGUUUAAACAAGUAUUUUAAUAAAUAAUGAGACAUUA
This is a messenger RNA of Dermochelys coriacea (leatherback sea turtle), 3874 nucleotides long. RefSeq names its product twisted gastrulation BMP signaling modulator 1 (gene TWSG1). Bases 900 to 1571 code for a protein of 223 amino acids. Lineage: Eukaryota; Metazoa; Chordata; Testudines; Dermochelyidae. The record is from RefSeq and is a predicted model, not a curated record. The transcript has 6 exons. Gene Ontology annotation, biological process: regulation of BMP signaling pathway.